AAAUAUGGGUGUUUUCCUUAUUUCAUUUCCUAAAGUCCCACUAUUAUUAUUAUUUAUGUCAUUCAUCAAUUUAUGCAUGUUUGAGCUUGCACUAGCGGGCACCACCAGGCACUACCAUUUUGAUAUAACGUACAAAAAUGUGACACGACUAUGCCAUACAAAGAGCAUAGUGACAGUGAAUGCUCAAUUUCCAGGACCUCGCAUUGUAGCUAGGGAGGGAGACCAUAUUCUGAUAAAAGUUAUUAACAAUGUGCAGAACAACAUUUCCAUCCAUUGGCAUGGCAUUCGACAGCUUCAAACAGGUUGGGCUGAUGGACCAGCAUAUGUAACUCAAUGUCCAAUCCAAACAGGUCAAAGUUAUGUUUACAAUUACACCAUUACUGGGCAGAGAGGAACUCUGUUUUGGCAUGCUCACAUAUCAUGGUUAAGAUCAACUCUCUAUGGUCCUCUCAUUAUUCUUCCAAAGAAAGGUGCUCGGUAUCCUUUCGCAAAACCCCAUAAGGAAGUCCCUAUAAUAUUUGGAGAAUGGUGGAAUGCGGAUCCUGAGGCAGUGAUAAGUCAAGCUUUGCAAAGCGGCGGAGGACCAAAUGUGUCUGAUGCCUACACAAUGAAUGGACUUCCAGGGCCAUUAUAUAACUGCUCUGCCAAAGAUACAUUCAAAUUGAAGGUGAAGGCGAGGAAGAUUUACCUUUUGCGAUUGAUCAAUGCUGCGCUCAACGAUCAGCUCUUCUUCAGCAUUGCAAAUCACACUCUCACAGUUGUUGAAGUAGAUGCUGUUUAUGUAAAGCCAUUUUCAACAAACACAAUACUAAUUGCCCCAGGUCAAACCACUAACGUUCUUCUGAAGACUAAGUCACAUUACCCCAAUGCCACUUUCUUAAUGAUGGCUAGACCAUACGCAACCGGCUUAGGAACCUUUGACAAUUCAACCGUCGCCGGCGUAUUGGAAUACAAAACCCCACCCAAUACUCAUCGUUCAAAUUCAACUGUUUCAUUGAAGAACCUUCCGCUCCUAAAACCUGUCCUGCCAGCGCUUAGCGACACUUCUUUUGCAACAAAAUUUACCAACAAACUCCGCAGUCUCGCAAGCGCUGAGUUCCCAGCUAAUGUCCCCAAGAAAGUGGAUAGACACUUUUUCUUCACAGUUGGGCUCGGUACAAAUCCGUGCGAGAAGAACCAAACAUGUCAAGGGCCUAAUGGGACGAAAUUCUCUGCAUCGGUGAACAAUGUGUCUUUUGCACUUCCCGACACCGCGCUUCUCCAAUCUUAUUUCUUUAGACAAUCCAAUGGUGUUUACACCGCAGACUUCCCAACAAGUCCCUUGAAUCCGUUCAACUACACCGGCGCGCCGCCGAACAACACGAUAGUGAACAGUGGGACAAAGAUGGUGGUUAUUCCGUACAACACGAGCGUGGAGGUAGUCAUGCAGGACACCAGCAUUCUUGGUGCGGAAAAUCACCCUCUCCAUUUGCAUGGCUUUAACUUCUUUGUUGUUGGCCAAGGUUUUGGUAACUUCGAUCCAAAAAUCGAUCCUGCAAACUUCAAUCUUCUUGAUCCUGUUGAAAGGAACACAGUUGGUGUUCCAUCUGGUGGAUGGGUUGCUAUACGAUUCCUUGCGGAUAAUCCAGGGUUAUGGUUCAUGCAUUGUCACCUGGAAGUGCAUACGAGCUGGGGUUUAAGAAUGGCGUGGGUUGUCUUGGAUGGAAAGCUCACAAAUCAGAAACUGCUUCCACCACCCUUCGAUCUUCCAAAGUGCUAAAUUCAUGCUGACUUUUUUUUUCGUUAAUUGUUUCAACAUUC
This is a messenger RNA of Arachis duranensis, 1800 nucleotides long. Its product is annotated as laccase-17-like. The coding region runs from base 5 to 1759 and encodes 584 amino acids. The record is from RefSeq and is a predicted model, not a curated record. Lineage: Eukaryota; Viridiplantae; Streptophyta; Magnoliopsida; Fabales; Fabaceae. Gene Ontology annotation, molecular function: hydroquinone:oxygen oxidoreductase activity; copper ion binding. Gene Ontology annotation, cellular component: apoplast. The transcript has 6 exons. Gene Ontology annotation, biological process: lignin catabolic process.